AUGGACCCCUCACAGAAGAUCGACUUGUAUGCGACGCGGCUGGCAGAUCCCAAAGUCGGCAAAGCAAAGUCCAGCUAUGCCCUCGAAUUGCGCGAUUCCAUAGACACACUCUGCACGCCCGCUGCAGCCUACCAGAAAUUCCUGUCGAAACUAUGGCCAGUAUUCAAGAAAUUGCUAGAGGGCAAACCCGAGUUCAAUCCCAACUCUUCCGAGCACACACUGCGCAACCAGCUGCUAGAGAUAUUACACCGGUUGCAGCAUGCGUCGCCCGAAAUCGAGCCAUACGCUGUCGACAUGGUCGACUUGCUGAUGGACCUGGUACGAGUCGAGAACGAGGAUAAUGCCGUACUGUGCCUCAAGACCGUUAUGGAUUUGGCUCGAAGCCAGCAGCGCGCCACAGAGUCCAAAGUUCAGCCAUUCCUCGAUCUGAUCCAGGAGAUGUUCGAGGCAAUGGAUACCGUCGUGAAGGACACCUUUGACGACCCAGCACCUGUCUCAACCACUACUUCCGCCGGCACAGCAACAACGUCCCAGUCUCCGAGACCUGGCAGUCCAGCCAUGACCGUUUCAGACCCUGGCACGGAAAAGAAGGAACUGCUACCCCUUGCGAAAGGCAUGAAGUCCUUCAAGGUGCUGUCGGAGUGCCCCAUCAUCGUCGUUUCCAUCUUCCAAGCCCAUCGAUCUUCCGUACCGACCAACGUCAAGAAGUUCGUGCCCUCAAUCAAGAGCAUACUCAUGUUGCAAGCAAAGGCACAGAAGAAGGCUCACGACGAUGCUGCACAGAACAAUACAAUCUUUACGGGUGUCAGUAAAGAGAUCAAGAAUCGGGCUGCUUUCGGAGAUUUCAUCACGGCUCAGGUUAAGACUAUGAGCUUUCUGGCGUAUCUCUUGCGAGUGUAUGCUGAUCAGCUGAAAGAUUUCUUGCCCACACUCCCUGGCGUUGUCGUUCGUUUGCUCAAAGACUGUCCAAGAGAGAAAUCGAGCGCGCGUAAGGAGCUCCUCGUUGCUAUUAGGCAUAUCAUCAACUUCAACUAUCGCAAGAUUUUCCUCAACAAGAUCGACGAGUUGUUGGACGAUCGGAUAUUGAUUGGCAAUGGCUUGACUGUCUAUGAGUCUAUGAGGCCGCUGGCAUACAGCAUGUUGGCUGAUCUGAUCCAUCAUGUUCGAGAGUCUCUGAAUCGCGAUCAGAUCCGCAAGACCAUCGAAGUCUACACACGAAAUCUGCACGACAACUUUCCUGGCACGAGUUUUCAGACCAUGAGCGCGAAGCUUUUACUUAAUAUGGCCGAGAGCAUCACCAAGCUGGAAGACAAGGAGGACGCUCGACAUUUUCUAGUCAUGAUUCUUGAUGCUAUAGGCGACAAGUUUGCGGCCAUGAACUACCAGUAUGCAAAUGCUGUGAAGCUCAGCAAGCUCUAUGGCGACAAGAACAAGGAUCAAGCUUCCGAGUCUUACAUGGACGACAAGGACAAUUUUCCGGACUGGGACGAGGUCGGCAUUUUCAACGCCAGCCCAAUCAAAACGUCAAGUCCUCGCGAUAGAGGGACUGAUCCAGUGGCCGACAACAAGUUCCUGUUCAAGAACUUGGUGAAUGGACUCAAGAACAUGUUCUACCAGCUCAAGACUUGCAAUCCGCCUCAGUCCAAUAUCGAUCCUGCCAAUCUGCCGCCUAAUUGGGGCGACAUAUCGUUCGGCUACAACGCUGAGGAGGUCAGGGUCGUCACAAAGCUAUUCCACGAAGGAGCUCGAGUCUUCCGCUACUACAGCACGGACGUCACGCCAACUGAAUUACCGCAUUCCUCACCAAUAGAUUCUGUGGCCAGCCACUCGAUGGCGCAGAUGAGCCGCGAAGAGAAGGAGCUACUCGAGAGCUUCGGCACGGUCUUCCAUUGCCUCGAUCCUGCAACUUUCCACGAAGUGUAUCAAGCAGAGAUACCCCAUCUCCAUGAGCUGAUGUUCGAGCACACGGCGUUACUUCAUCUUCCGCAAUUCUUCCUUGCGAGUGAGACUACUUCACCCGCCUUCGCUGGUAUGGUGCUUCAGUAUCUUAUGAAACAGCUAGGCGAAGUCGGCUCGUCAGAUGUCAAGAAGUCAUCGAUCCUGCUACGGAUGUUCAAGCUUUCAUUUAUGGCGGUAACGCUGUUCUCCGCGCAUAACGAGCAGGUGCUGUUACCUCAUAUCACCAAAAUCGUCACACAGUGCGUGCAUCUGUCGGUCAGCGCCGAGAAACCGAUCCAUUAUUUCGUGCUGCUCAGAUCACUGUUCCGAAGUAUAGGAGGUGGUCGAUUCGAAUUGCUCUACAAAGAGAUUCUGCCAUUACUGGAAAUGCUGCUUGAAACAUUCAACCAACUUUUGCAGGGAGCUCGCGACCUGCACGAUCGGGACUUGUAUGUUGAGCUGACGUUGACUGUACCUGCUAGACUGUCACAUCUGCUGCCACAUCUGAGCCAUCUCAUGAGACCCUUGGUGGUCGCGCUUCGCGCGGGCCCCGAUCUCGUCAGUCAGGGGCUGCGGACAUUGGAACUUUGCGUCGACAACCUCACUGCUGACUAUCUGGAUCCCAUCAUGGCGCCGAUUAUGGAUGACCUCAUGACUGCGCUGUUCGAGCAUCUGCAGCCGCAACCAUAUCAACACUUCCAUUCCCAUACGACCAUGAGAAUACUCGGCAAGCUGGGAGGACGAAACCGAAAGUUCUUGAAUCACCCCCACCAAUUGUCAUACAAGGAAUGCACCGACGAUGAUGCUAGUUUCGAUGUGAGACUAAUCGGUACCAACAAGGACCGAGCUUUCCCACUGAAAGUUGGAACAGACCUGGCAAUCAAGAGGCUGAAGGAGCCAGUCCGACCUGGAUCCGGAAAGCCACACUCCCUUGAGCUCUACUAUAAGCAAGAAGCUUUCAAGUUGAUCAGCAAUCAGGCCAAACUUUUCAUAGGGUAUGACCAGUUGCCGGAGGACUUUGCUGCGCUGCUCCGACUGCAGGCCAACGAUCUCGCCGCUGCUCGCUACGAGACGUACACGACUAUGCUGUCACAGAACGAGGGAACCAAGUUCGUCAGAAGCGACGAGAAGAGGAAGAAAAUGCGAAGAAAUUAA
Cyphellophora attinorum is the source of this 3093-nucleotide messenger RNA. RefSeq names its product Transcription-associated protein 1. Gene Ontology annotation, cellular component: NuA4 histone acetyltransferase complex; SAGA complex; nucleus. Gene Ontology annotation, biological process: regulation of DNA-templated transcription; DNA repair. NCBI's taxonomy places the organism in Eukaryota, Fungi, Ascomycota, Eurotiomycetes, Chaetothyriales, Cyphellophoraceae. The record is from RefSeq and is a predicted model, not a curated record. The transcript is spliced from 2 exons. Bases 1 to 3093 code for a protein of 1030 amino acids. Gene Ontology annotation, molecular function: transcription coregulator activity.